UCCUUGAUGCCCGCUAAGGUCAAAAUUCAAAUUUUUUUACAAUCUAUUAGUGGCACUUUUACUGUACCGCCGCAAACAAACCCUAAUUUCGUUCCUCUUUCUUUUAAUUCCGGUUUAUCAUAUUCAAUUCAAAUCAGUAACACAGUGCAGCAAAGAGUGUCAAACAAUAAAUUGAUUAAAAAAAAAAAAGGAUUUUUGUGAUUACUGUUUGGCAAACAUUGCUGAGGAUAUCGAUGAUGGUCACUUAUGUUGUGGAGAUUGUGAGAAAGUGUUGGAAGAUCAACAUAUUUCCCAGAAAACAGUGUUUUGUGAUAACUGUUGUAAAAAUGUUUCUGGUAUUCGACUUGAUAAUGACCCCUUAUGCUGUGGAGAUUGUGGGAAGUUGUUGGAAGAUAGUUUUUUAGUUAUGGAUGUACGCAGUGCGAGAAGGGAUGCUAAGAAGGUUGAUGACUACAUUCCCGGCGAGGGCCAAUUCUUUCACCGGAACAUUAAACGUUGGGAAUAUGAUAAUGAAGACUAUCUUCAGGAACUAGCUGCCAAGGAAAAAAUUGCUAAGAAAGCUUUUGAGAAGUUUUUCCGAAACUGUUCUAAUGAUUCGCUUGCAGCAAGAGACAAACUUGCUCAAUCCGCCGUAAAAUCUCUGGAAAAAUCCAGAAAGAAACAGGCACAAACUCGAGAGAAUCUCAAGAAAGUAGCCUCUGAAAAUGAUAAUUAUUCGGAGUUGAAGUCAAAGGAAAAUGGAUCGAUUGACGAACUUACUAAUACUUCGUAUCAAGAAAAUGAAGGAAGGAAAAAACGACAACGACGGUUUGCACCUAGAAUAUGCAAAUGAGUCAACUAUGAAGUUGAUGAUUAUGGCUAUGAUGUUUAUUAAUAUAUAAAGUUACUAUAAACUCUUCUUACUUAACUUAUCUGCAACCUUUUCAAACAUAAUCAACAUAGUUGGCAGCAGCAGUGGAAGUGAAGAUUGUUGAAAAAUCUUGGUAUGUUGAGAUUCAUCAUCCAACAGGCUAGAAUCAUUUAUCAGUAUUUAGUUCCUUCCAAAAUUUUGUCAAUCCAUUCAUUACUGUCCAUUUAUUCUUUUUGAUUCUUCCUUUACUUGCAAACUACGCAAGAACAUAGGUGCUACAACUGCAUUCUUCAUGCAUCUACAAUAUAAGAAAGUUAACUGAUCUGGAAAAACCAAAAAUGCCCUUCUUGCCCAAUAUUAAGCCACGUGUAUAGGCUUAACAACCAGCAUUGCAUUUUCUUUAAUUUGGAACCAUCUUGCUUUUCCACAUCUCCACACUCUUUCAAAUUUCAAAUAAAAAUUUUCAUUUUACAAACUCAUUUCUCUCUCAUCUUUCUAUCCAAACUUCUACCCUAUCUAUGUAACCUUCUUUUCUUUCUAAUCCUUUCUCCUACAACAUGAUUUCCAUUUCAAAUUUGUUGGUGAUGAAUCAUAUUUCGAUUUUUUUAAAUUACAUGAGGUAAAUCCUUUUGCACGGAUUUGAUUUUUGAAACCCUUUUAAUCAAAGUUGUUUAAUUUCUUUAUUUUGCAUAUGAUUCUAUUUUUUUGGUGGUGUAAAUCAGACAUGCAGGACUUUCUUGGAAGAGUUUUGAAUAUUGUCAAUGAUGAAUUUGGUAUUGUAAUCCUUUUCCCCAAAAUUCUGAUUUUUAUGUUUAUGUGUAAUUUCCCACUUCUCUCUUCAAUGCUUCUUCUUAAAUUUUACAUAUAUGUUUUACAUGUUUGUUUACUGACUCCGUUUUUCUUUUUCAGUUUUUGGUGUUGCUUUUCUGUGUUUAGAUGGUUUUCAGGAUCUACUGAUUCAACUGCAAGAAGAAAUACGAAGCAACACAAGUCUAUUAACUUCUUCAUCUCUGUGAUUCUUCAUAUUCUCUCAUGUUGUUGGUUUUUGUUUUUUUUUUUUGAAUUUUAGAUUUUGAUUUCAAUGUUGCUGGGUUUUUUUUGCUAUUGAAGGUUUGAUGAUGUUAACACUGUUUCA
Messenger RNA from Vicia villosa (hairy vetch), 1985 nucleotides. RefSeq lists its product as uncharacterized. The coding region runs from base 407 to 832 and encodes 141 amino acids. NCBI's taxonomy places the organism in Eukaryota, Viridiplantae, Streptophyta, Magnoliopsida, Fabales, Fabaceae. The record is from RefSeq and is a predicted model, not a curated record. The transcript has 7 exons.